UUUAUCCAUUUAAUAAAUGUUCGAAUACACUACCAUUCUGUUGUAAACAUAAACGGAGCCGUUUCUGAAAAUUUAUAAUGGUAGAUAACAAAACUCGCCGAGGAAUAUUAUUGCAGGCUCUUUUUACUUUGUUUUUCAUAUCCUCUCGAGUUGUCGGAGCUUCUUUGUAUACUACAUUUUUCAAAUAACCCCACAAGUAAAAAUCUGGUGAAGUUAAAUCUGGAGAACGUGGAGGCCACUUUGAGGAAAGGCAAGGGGACUCCCGUUAAACAAGCACCCCGAAGUGAGAGGCAAGGGGACUCACGUUAAACAAGCACCCCGAAGUGAAAGGCAAGGGGACUCCCGUUAAACAAGCACUCCGAAGCGAGAGGCAAGGGGACUCACGUUAAACAAGCACCCCGAAGUGAGAGGCAAGGGGACUCACGUAAAUCAAGCACCCCAAAGGGAUGAAAGCCCCGCCACGUCCACGUCGUUCAUCCUGGGUAACGCUAGGUGCAAUUUCAUGCAAGCGAAGAAAAGCUAGCGGUUACCCCCACUUCAUCGAUUUCCGACAUUGAGCGAAGACACGCUCGAAGUUCGAUAUGGUCGAACUAUUAGCGAAGCAACGCUCAACGCCGACAACAGUGAGUGAGUGAGUGCGUCCCGUAGAAAAUUUUUUUGUGGGUUAGGUUGCUAAUUAAAUAAAAGCUAAAAAUUAUAAAUAUGGCUGAAGGGACCGAUGAAUGUUUCACAGCGCCAGAAAAUACAAACGAAAAUCUAUUAAAAUCCUACACCUGUGGUAUGUGCGAAACCAUUUGUAAUAUAAAUAAAGUUAAUGAUCAUCCUUGCAUGAAAGGAUACAAUAACGUUUACAUUGAUAAAAAUUUAUAUACAUAUGUAUCCUCAAAGCGCUGACGGAAAAAUUAUUCGGAGAAGUUUGGUGAACAGUAACGAGGUGAUCGUGAUGGAGACCACCCAAAUCCAAAACCGAGAGACCAAUAGCAAUUGGCAAAACCAAAAAGUUCUACAAGAGGAACAGCUCAUCGAAGAAAUUCGCAAACGUCCUGCGCUGUGGAAUUUCAAGCUUCCGCUUUCAGAACGAGGCUUGCAAGCAAAAAAGAAGCUGUGGGAGGAAAUAUUUACAGCAAUGAACGGUACAAUGGACAUUGCAAUAAUGAAAAAGAAAUGGAAAUCGCUGUGCGAUUCUUACAGAAUCCAUAAGAAUAAACAGCACCAACCGAGUGGCUCAGCGGGGACGCGAAAAAGUAGCUGGGUGCAUUUUGAGCAAAUGCAAUUUCUUCGCGAUGUGCAGUCUGAAACCGAAACUACAACCAAUAUCCCGGCGACCGAAGGUCACGAAGAAUCUAACGACAGUAUAAAUAGUGAUAGCAUUUGUUUUGAUGGCGGCAGCAGCAGCAGUGGUCGUGGAUCACGUCCUGUAGGUAAUAACAAGCGUCGCCUUAGUGUGGAUGAUGAGAGUAUGUUUGACCGAUUUAUAGAUGCCCUCGGUCAACCACCCGUAAUCAACAUACCGCCGUUUACACCUUCUUUACCAACAUCACCGACUGAUGAAGCACAGUUAUUUGGCAAUCUCAUUGCUACUCAGCUACGAGAAAUGGAUCCUGAUAUAAUGGACGAUACUAUGGUGCAAGUGAUGCAACUCAUAAAUAGCGCAAAGCGAAGAAAGCGUAAAUAAACACGUUUUGUAAAUUCUAACGUACGCGCAGCCUUCUGAUUUGAUUUUUAUUAUCACUGCCAUGUUUCGCAUUUAAAGGGGCGGCGGGCGAGAGAGAGAGAGACAGGCCGAAACAUUUUUUUGUUAUACAAUAUAAUUGUUUAUUUAUUUUUUCGCAGCAAAAUACGUUGUGUGCCUAGAAAACAUGUGUAUUAUUAAGUUAAUUACGUAGAACAAUAAAAGAUAUAUAUUUAUAUACUCCAAUUGUAUUAAUAAUUACACACGCGUGUCCUGGCUGAUUCAACCUCAACCUCAACUCUUGCAAUAAGUUACUAUAAUAUAAUAGUUUUAAUAUAAGUUU
Molecule: messenger RNA, 2015 nt
Organism: Vollenhovia emeryi
Lineage: Eukaryota; Metazoa; Arthropoda; Insecta; Hymenoptera; Formicidae
Exons: 6
Coding region: 875-1675 (266 amino acids)
Biological process (GO): regulation of transcription by RNA polymerase II
Cellular component (GO): nucleus; transcription regulator complex
Source: RefSeq, a predicted model, not a curated record